UUUGCCGAAGUGAUAUGCUUGUCAGAAAGCAAAGGUAAUAUGAGGCCUUUGUGGGCAUUAGCCAGUCUGGCAUGGCUGCACAUCUUGCUAACACACUGUGCUCAAGCAUUUGAUCCAUUCGUUUAUGAUUCAACUGAGCCGUGUAGCCGUCAGUGCAACAGAUACUAUGCACCAGUUUGUGGCAGCGAUGGACAGACCUACUACAGCCUGUGUGUUCUACUGUCUUUCCGAUGUAAAAAUAAUGAUAGAUCGCUGGAGAUGCGAUACCAGGGGAGGUGUAGAAUUAUUAUAAAAAUCAAGCCGGUGUGUCCGAGAAGUUGUCCAAGCUUAGCGCUCCCAGUAUGUGGUACAGACAAUGCAUCCUACCUUAACAAAUGCCACUUAGAGGCUGCAGCGUGUCAGCGAAGUGACCCAACACUACUGGUUCAAAGCCAAGGAUACUGUAUACGAACCGCACAAGCUCAAAGAUGCAGCACAACGUACUCGCCAGCCUUUCGACCAGUGUGUGGUCGAGAUGGAAAUACAUACCUGAAUAGGCAGGUGAUGACUGUUGCAGCCUGUGUUAAUAACAAUCCAACCCUAGCCAUUCCACUACAUAGGGGCAUGUGUCAAUUUCGUGGAGUCAAAAUUAAGAAGAAAUGUCGAGAGUUUCGUUGUGAUACUAAGUACAAUGCAGUUUGUGGAACUGACAGCAAGACGUACAUCAACUCAUGCUUCAUGUACUACACUUCCUGUGUGAAAAAGGAUAAAUCACUUCGAUUACUAUAUGCGGGAGAAUGCCGUGAUGAAGUUGUUGUGACAAGAACAUCAGUGAAACCAACCAAGCCAACAACAACUGAGCGCUUUCUCACAACUCAAGCUCCAGAGGUAAAACCAAUUCUUAUCACCACACAGACAGUAGUUGCUCCUCCUGACACCACAACUGCUCCAAUCACAACAAAACUAAUAACAACACCGGAACAACAACCUGAAACAACAACUGAACCAGCGACCACAUUAGAAACAGAGUCAAAAACAACUGCACAAGAAACAACACCAACCACAACAAUAAAAGAAACAUCAAUGGUACAAUUCACCUCGACUAAAGCAGCAACCACACUUCCACCAGAGUCCAUUACAACCACACGAGAAACAACUCCACAACCUGUGGAAUCAACAACUGAGGCAGUAACCACACUUAUGCAAGAAUCUAUUACCACCACACAAGUAAAAACUGCCCAACCUGUGGAAGCAACCACACUUCUAACAGAGUCCAUUACCACCACACAAGCAACAACUUCACAGCCUGUGGAAUCAACAACUCAGGAAACAACCACACUUCUGUCAGAGUCCAUUACACCCAUACAAGAAAGGACUCCACAACCUGUGGAAGCAACCACAGUUCUAACAGAGCCCAUUACGAUCACACAAGGAACAACUCAACGACGUGUGGAUUCAACAACUGAGGCUACAACCACACUUCCACCAGUCUCCAUUACAACCACACCAGGAACAACUCAACAACCUGUGGACUCAUCAACUGAGGUUGCAACCACACUUCCACCAGUCUCCAUUACAACCAUGCGAGAAACAACUUCUCAACCUGUGGAACCAACAACUGAGGCAGUAACCACACUUAUGCCAGAGUCUAUAACCACCACUCGAGUAACAACUCCACAACCUGUGGAAGCAACCACACUUCCAGCAGAGUCCAUUACCACCACACAAGGAACAACUCAACAAACUGUGGAAUCAACAACUCAAGAAACAACCACACUUCUGUCAGAGUCCAUUACAACCAUACAAGAAAGGACUCCACAACCUGUAGAAGCAACCACACUUCUAACAGAGUCCAUUACGACCACACAAGGAAUGACUCAACCACCUGUGGACUCAACAACUGAGGCUGCAACUACAGUUCUAACAGAGUCCAUAACAACCUCACAAGAAACAACUUCACAACCUGUGGCAUCAACAACUGAGGCUGCAACUACAGUUCUAACAGAGUCCAUUACAACCACACCAGGAACAACUCAACAACCUGUGGACUCAACAACUGAGGCUGGAACCACACUUCCACCAGUGUCCAUUACAACCACACCAGGAACAACUCAACAACCUGUGGACUCAACAACAGAGGCUGCAACCACACUCUCACCAGUCUCCAUUACAACCACACCAGGAACAACUCAACAACCUGUGGACUCAACAACUGAGGCUGCAACCACACUUCCACCAGUGUCCAUUACAACCACACCAGGAACAACUCAACAACCUGUGGACUCAACAACAGAGGCUGCAACCACACUCUCACCAGUGUCCAUUACAACCACACCAGGAACAACUCAACAACCUGUGGACUCAACAACAGAGGCUGCAACCACACUCUCACCAGUCUCCAUUACAACCACACCAGGAACAACUCAACAACCUGUGGACUCAACAACUGAGGCUGGAACCACACUUCCACCAGUGUCCAUUACAACCACACCAGGAACAACUCAACAACCUGUGGACUCAACAACUGAGGCUGCAACCACACUUCCACCAGUGUCCAUUACAACCACACCAGGAACAAUUCAACAACCUGUGGACUCAACAACAGAGGCUGCAACCACACUCUCACCAGUCUCCAUUACAACCACACAAGAAAGAACUUCACAACCUGUGGAACCAACAACUGAGGCUGCAACCACACUUACAACAGAGUCCAUUACAACCACACCAGGAACAACUCAACAACCUCUGUACUCAACAACUGAGGCUGCAACCACACUUCUACCAGUGUCCAUUACAACCACACCAGGAACAACUCAACAACCUGUGGACUCAACAACUGAGGCUGCAACCACACUCUCACCAGUCUCCAUUACAACCACACCAGGAAUAACUCAACAACCUGUGGAUUCAACAACACAGGCUGCAACCACACUCUCACCAGUCUCCAUUACAACCACACAAGAAAGAACUUCACAACCUGUGGAACCAACAACUGAGGCUGCAACCACACUUCCAGUAGUGUCCAUUACAACCACACCAGGAACAACUCAACAACCUGUGGACUCAACAACUGAGGCUGCAACCACACUUACAACAGAGUCCAUUACAACCACACCAGGAACAACUCAACAACCUGUGGACUCAACAACUGAGGCUGCAACCACACUUCCACCAGUGUCCAUUACAACCACACAAGAAAGAACUUCACAACCUGUGGACUCAACAACUGAGGCUGCAACCACACUUCCACCAGUGUCAAUUACAACCACACCAAGAACAAUUCAACAACCUGUGGACUCAACAACUGAAGCUGCAACCACACUUCCACCAGUGUCCAUUACAACCACACAAGAAAGAACUUCACGACCUGUGGACUCAACAACUGAGGCUGCAACCACACUUCCAGUAGUGUCCAUUACAACCACACCAGGAACAACUCAACAACCUGUGGACUCAACAACUGAGGCUGCAACCACACUUACAACAGAGUCCAUUACAACCACACAAGAAAUAACUUCACAACCUGUGGGAUCAACAACUAAGGCUGCAACCACACUUCCACCAGUGUCCAUUGCAACUACACAAGAAAAAACUUCACAACCUGUAAAAUCAACAACUGAGGCUGCAACCACACGUCCAGUAGUCACCACACAGGAAACAACUCCAAAACCUGUGGAAACAACAACUGAGGAAACAACCACACUUCAACCAGACUUAAUUACCACUCCACAAGUAACAACUCCUCAACAUGUUGUGUCAAGUACUGUACCUGUUUCAACAUCGGAUGGGACAGUCAUUGUUGCAACAACAAAAACCACCACAGUUGAAGUCACCUCGACUAAAGCAGCGACCACACCUCCACCAAAAUUGAUUACCACUGUGCGAGACACAACUUCACCAACUGUUGUGUCAACUACUGUACCUGCCUUAACACCUACUAAGACAGGCGUUUCUGAGACAACAAAAACCACUAUAGUAAAAGAAACCCCCACUGUACUGGUUACUGAAGCUAGUGGAAGGGGAACAACAAAAUCCUCUAUGGUCGAAGAAACAACAAUGGCAAAGCAAACUACAGCUAAGGCAACAACCAUGUUGCCAACAAAACCUGUUAGCACUACACCAGAGAGUACUCCACAACCUGUUGAAGCCACAACUGUGUCUGUCUCUACAACUGGUGAAACAGAUGUUUCUGAAGCAGUGACAGAAAUAACAACGCCACUGCUGGAAAUCUUGACAGAAACUACUGAAGAGCUACGAUCAACAGACACCUUUUUAAUUACCGAUGAAAUAAUCAAUCUAAUUGAUACAACAACUGAGGCAGGUAUUACAGAUACAGUAACAGACGAGUUAUCUGGUGAUUUCUCAACUGUCAGACCUGAUCUCUAUUCAACAACUACAGUGGGAUCUCCAACUGUUGAGGGAAGUACUAUGGUAACAGAUGAACAACCGUCCACUCCAGGAAUUCAAGUUACUUCAGCACAAUUUGUGGAUCAAACAACAUCUGUGAAUCCUACCCCAACAGCCCAAGAGAUUGUAUCAAAGUUUGUUGAUGGAGAUAAUAAUCAGGAUGGAAUAACUACAAUUGUACCAUCAACAAAAAGUACAACAAUAUCUGUGACGGACGAACCAACAACUUCCCUAAGACCUGUGAAAUCAACAACUCCUGAAGCUGACGUAAGAGGUACAACAAAAUCCCCCAUGGUUGAAGAAACAACUAUGGCUAGGCAAACUACAGCCAAGGCAACAAGCAUGUUGCCAACAAAAUCUGUUACCACUUCACCAGAGAGUACUCCACAACCUGUUGAUGCCACAACUGUGUCUGUCUCUACAACUGCUGAGGCAGAUGUAACUGAAGCAGUGACAGAAAAAACAACGCCACUGCUGGAAAUCUUGACAGAAACAACCGAAAAGCUACAAUCAACAGACACCUUUUUAAUCACAGAUGAAAUAAUCAAUCUAAUUGAUACAACAACUGAAGCAGGUAUUACAGAUACAGUAACAGAUGACUUAUCUGGUGAUUUCUCAACUGUCAGACCUGAUCUCUAUUCAACAACUACAGUGGAUUUUUCAACGGUUGAGGGAAGUACGAUGGUAACAGACGAACAACCGUCGACACCGGAAAUUCAAGUAACUUCAGCACAAUUUGUGGAUCAAACAACAUCUGUGAAUCCGGCCCAUACAGCCCAAGAGAGUGUAACAAAGUCUGUUGAUGGAGCUGAGACUCAGGAUGGAAUAACUACAACUGUACCCUCAACCAAAAGUGCAACAAUAUCUGUGACAGACGACUCUAUAAUUUCUCUAGAACCUGUGGAAUCAACAACUUUUUCUGUAUCAACAACUCCUAAAGCUGACGUAAGCGGAACAACAAAGUCUUCCAUGGCUGAAGAAACAACUAUGGCAAAGCAAACUACAGCCAAGGCAACAACCAUGUUGGCAACAAAACCUGUAAGCACUACACCAGAGAGUACCCCACAACCUGUUGAAGCCACAACUGUGUCUAUCUCUACAACUGCUAAGGCAGAUGUAACUGAAGCAGUGACAGAAAAAACAACGCCACUGCUGGAAAUCUUAACAGAAACUACUGAAGAGCUACGAUCAACAGACACCUUUUUAGUAACAGAUGAAAUAAUAAAUCUAAUUGAUACAACAACUGAAGCAGGUAUUACAGAUACAGUAACAGACGAGUUAUCUGGUGAUUUCUCAACUGUCAGACCUGAUCUCUAUUCAACAACUUCAGUGGGAUCUCCAACUGUUGAGGGAAGUACAAUGGUAACAGAUGAACAACCGUCCACUCCAGGAAUUCAAGUUACUUCAGUACAAUUUGUGGAUCAAACAACAUCUGUAAAGCCUUCUGCGACAGCCCAAGAGAUCGUAUCAAAGUUUGUUGAUGGAGAUAAUAGUCAGGUCGGAAUAACUACAACUGUACCAUCAACAAAAAGUAAAACAAUAUCUGUGACAAACGAACCAAAAACUUCUCUAAGACCUGUAAAAUUAACAACUCUUUCUGUAUCAACAACUCCUGAAGCUGACGUAAGCGGAACAACAAAAUCCUCCAUGCUUGAAAAAACAACUAUGGCUACGCAAACUACAGCCCAGGCAACAACCAUGUUGCCAACAAAACCUGUUACCACUUCACAAGAGAGUACUCCACAACCUGUUGAAGCCACAACUGUGUCUGUCUCUACAACUGCUAAGGCAGAUGUAACUGAAGCAAUGACAGAAAAAACAACGCCACUGCUGGAAAUCUUGACAGAAACUACUGAAGAGCUACGAUCAACAGACACCUUUUUAGUCACAGAUGAAAUAAUCAAUCUAAUUGAUACAACAACUGAGGCAGGUGUUACAGAUACAGUAACAGACGAGUUAUCUGGUGAUUUCUCAACUGUCAGACCUGAUCUCUAUUCAACAACUACAGUGGGAUCUCCAACUGUUGAGGGAAGUACAAUGGUAACAGAUGAACAACCGUCCACUCCAGGAAUUCAAGUUACUUCAUCACAAUUUGUGGAUCAAACAACAUCUGUAAAGCCUUCUGCGACAGCCCAAGAGAUUGUAUCAAAGUUUGUUGAUGGAGAUAAUAAUCAGGAUGGAAUAACUACAAUUGUACCAUCAACAAAAAGUACAACAAUAUCUGUGACGGACGAACCAACAACUUCCCUAAGACCUGUGAAAUCAACAACUCCUGAAGCUGACGUAAGAGGUACAACAAAAUCCCCCAUGGUUGAAGAAACAACUAUGGCUAGGCAAACUACAGCCAAGGCAACAAGCAUGUUGCCAACAAAAUCUGUUACCACUUCACCAGAGAGUACUCCACAACCUGUUGAUGCCACAACUGUGUCUGUCUCUACAACUGCUAAGGCAGAUGUAACUGAAGCAGUGACAGAAAAAACAACGCCACUGCUGGAAAUCUUGACAGAAACAACCGAAAAGCUACAAUCAACAGACACCUUUUUAGUCACAGAUGAAAUAAUCAAUCUAAUUGAUACAACAACUGAAGCAGGUAUUACAGAUACAGUAACAGAUGACUUAUCUGGUGAUUUCUCAACUGUCAGACCUGAUCUCUAUUCAACAACUACAGUGGAUUUUUCAACGGUUGAGGGAAGUACGAUGGUAACAGACGAACAAGCGUCAACACCGGAAAUUCAAGUAACUUCAGCACAAUUUGUGGAUCAAACAACAUCUGUGAAUCCGGCCCAUACAGCCCAAGAGAGUGUAACAAAGUCUGUUGAUGGAGAUGAGACUCAGGAUGUGUUAACUACAACUGUACCCUCAACCAAAAGUGCAACAAUAUCUGUGACAGACGACUCUAUAAUUUCUCUAGAACCUGUGGAAUCAACAACUUUUUCUGUAUCAACAACUCCUAAAGCUGACGUAAGCGGAACAACAAAGUCUUCCAUGGCUGAAGAAACAACUAUGGCAAAGCAAACUACAGCCAAGGCAACAACCAUGUUGGCAACAAAACCUGUAAGCACUACACCAGAGAGUACCCCACAACCUGUUGAAGCCACAACUGUGUCUAUUUCUACAACUGCUAAGGCAGAUGUAACUGAAGCAGUGACAGAAAAAACGACGCCACUGCUGGAAAUCUUGACAGAAACUACUGAAGAGCUACGAUCAACAGACACCUUUUUAGUAACAGAUGAAAUAAUAAAUCUAAUUGAUACAACAACUGAAGCAGGUAUUACAGAUACAGUAACAGACGAGUUAUCUGGUGAUUUCUCAACUGUCAGACCUGAUCUCUAUUCAACAACUUCAGUGGGAUCUCCAACUGUUGAGGGAAGUACAAUGGUAACAGAUGAACAACCGUCCACUCCAGGAAUUCAAGUUACUUCAGUACAAUUUGUGGAUCAAACAACAUCUGUAAAGCCUUCUGCGACAGCCCAAGAGAUUGUAUCAAAGUUUGUUGAUGGAGAUAAUAAUCAGGAUGGAAUAACUACAAUUGUACCAUCAACAAAAAGUACAACAAUAUCUGUGACGGACGAACCAACAACUUCCCUAAGACCUGUGAAAUCAACAACUCCUGAAGCUGACGUAAGAGGUACAACAAAAUCCCCCAUGGUUGAAGAAACAACUAUGGCUAGGCAAACUACAGCCAAGGCAACAAGCAUGUUGCCAACAAAAUCUGUUACCACUUCACCAGAGAGUACUCCACAACCUGUUGAUGCCACAACUGUGUCUGUCUCUACAACUGCUAAGGCAGAUGUAACUGAAGCAGUGACAGAAAAAACAACGCCACUGCUGGAAAUCUUGACAGAAACAACCGAAAAGCUACAAUCAACAGACACCUUUUUAGUCACAGAUGAAAUAAUCAAUCUAAUUGAUACAACAACUGAAGCAGGAAUUACAGAUACAGUAACAGAUGACUUAUCUGUUUGUUGA
Molecule: messenger RNA, 8355 nt
Organism: Asterias rubens (European starfish)
Lineage: Eukaryota; Metazoa; Echinodermata; Asteroidea; Forcipulatida; Asteriidae
Product: mucin-2-like
Exons: 8
Coding region: 40-8355 (2771 amino acids)
Biological process (GO): multicellular organism development; cell differentiation
Molecular function (GO): protein binding
Source: RefSeq, a predicted model, not a curated record